AUGAGUAAUAAAGAGAAAAUUGAAAAUGUGAAGAAGUGGUUAAUGCCUUCUAAGCCACUUCUUAGCAUGUUAUUAGUGCAAAUUAUUUCAACUGGAAUGCAACUUUUGUCAAGAGUAAUCUUGGUUAGGGGGACUUUCAUUUUUGCAUUCAUUACUUAUCGAUAUAUUGUUGCGGCUAUUUGUGUUGUUCCUUUUGCACUCUAUUUUGAAAGAGAACAAGUGAAAAUGUUCGAUUUCAAUUGGAAAGUUUGGAUCUGGCUUUUCCUUAAUGCAUUAGUGGGAAUGACAAUGGCUAUAGGAUUAUUUUACUAUGGUCUUCGAGAUACAUCUGCGACUUACUCUGUCAAUUUUCUCAACCUGAUUCCUAUUUUCACAUUUUUCAUAUCUAUCAUAUUAAGAAUGGAAGACCUAAAUAUUAAGACAUGGGGUGGUAUAGCUAAAUGCUUUGGAGCAAUUUUAUGUGUUGGUGGAGCAUUAUCUAUAAGCCUUUACAAAGGAAAGGAAAUUUAUAUUGGUAAUCACAGUCACCAUGUUGAGAGAAUAGUUGUUGGAGCACAAAAAAGUCGCAUGCUUCGUGGCACUUUCUUUUUGAUUGCAUCAUGUUGUUGUUCCACGGUUUGGUUUAUCAUGCAAGUUCGGUUGGCUAAGGUAUUUCCGUUUAGGUAUUGGACAACGAUGAUAUCAUGUUUUAUGACAGCGAUUCAGUCGACGAUAAUUGGUGUAGGCAUGGAUUUCAGUAAGGAAGCUUGGAAGCUAGAACUGAAUCUGCAACUUGUUACUAUAGUUUAUGCGGGAGUAUUGGCUACUGCCGCAACAUUUUGUUUAAUAUCAUGGACAAUAACAAUAAAGGGACCAACUUAUUCAUCAAUGUUUAAUCCAUUAGCUCUUGUUUUUGUUGCCAUGUCUGAGGCUUUCAUACUCGCUGAACCACUACGAAUUGGAAUGUUAAUAGGCAUGGUUUUAAUAAUAAUGGGAUUAUAUUCGUUUUUAUGGGGUAAAAGGAAUGAGAUGCCUCAUUUUCAUCAAUCAAAUGUAGCAAUUUUGGAAUUAUCAACAAGCAUGAGAGAUGACCCUACGGCACCUAAGUAUAUCUCGGUUACAAAUUGA
Lathyrus sativus (Indian pea) is the source of this 1107-nucleotide messenger RNA. The record is from the annotation of a GenBank genome assembly. NCBI's taxonomy places the organism in Eukaryota, Viridiplantae, Streptophyta, Magnoliopsida, Fabales, Fabaceae.